Hyalella azteca is the source of this 1408-nucleotide messenger RNA. Its product is annotated as mitogen-activated protein kinase kinase kinase kinase 3-like. The coding region runs from base 314 to 1408 and encodes 364 amino acids. Gene Ontology annotation, molecular function: ATP binding; MAP kinase kinase kinase kinase activity. The record is from RefSeq and is a predicted model, not a curated record. The transcript is spliced from 11 exons. Lineage: Eukaryota; Metazoa; Arthropoda; Malacostraca; Amphipoda; Hyalellidae. Gene Ontology annotation, biological process: protein phosphorylation.
CCGGUCAUCCCAGUUCCUCCAAAAAUAACUAAUUUUCUUAUGGACUCCAUUGCAAUUACAAAUCCUUGUGAAGUUUUUGCGUGGGUGUGGUUUAAGGACUUGUUCGACCGAAACUGGCGCAAGCGAACUCACAACCACUCAGACGAGACCAUGAUCAGUCACUCGCCCUUGUGUUAGUGUAUGCAGGACAUGCAGUGUUGACAGAUGACAGUGAUUUUGCGCCAGCUGAUCAGAUUAAAAAUAUGUGUUGAAUGCUUCUAUAAAGUGAUUAGGAAUUAGUGUAGUUAGUAAAAUUAGUAUUUAAUGUAGUGUAAUGGCGGGAGGAUCAGUUACUCCAAUAUUAUCUGCUGAUAUUAGCAGAAGAAAUCCACAAGAUGAAUACGAAUUGAUUCAAAGAAUAGGAAGUGGAACAUAUGGCGAUGUUUAUAAAGCAAAGCGUCUCAUCACCAAUGAAUUUGCUGCUAUCAAAGUCAUCAAGCUGGAGCCUGGUGACGACUUCAGCAUCAUUCAGCAGGAGAUCCUGAUGAUGAAGGACUGCCGGCACCACAAUUUAUUUAAUUGGGCUGAAAUUGAAUCUAUUCAUACGCUGCUGUGGUUCUUAACGGGCCCGCUGUCAGAGCGCCAGAUCGCCUACAUGUGCCGGGAGACGCUCAAGGGCCUCGAGUACCUGCACCGCGUCAGCAAGAUGCACAGGGACGUCAAGGGCGCCAACAUCCUGCUCACGGACGCGGGUGACGUGAAGCUCGCAGACUUCGGCGUGUCUGCGCAGAUCACCGCCACCCUCAGCAAGAGGAAGAGCUUCAUUGGCACCCCCUACUGGAUGGCACCUGAGGUGGCUGCGGUGGAGCGCAAAGGUGGCUACAAUCACCUGUGCGACAUCUGGGCAGUUGGUAUCACGGCCAUCGAGCUGGCGGAGAUGCAGCCACCCAUGUUCGACCUGCAUCCCAUGCGGGCCUUGUUCCUCAUGUCCAAGAGCGGCUUCAAGCCGCCUACUCUCAAGGACAAGAACAAAUGGACACCAACCUUCCAUAACUUCCUUAAGGUGGCGCUGACGAAGAACCCGAAGAAGCGUCCUCCCGCUGACAAGUUGCUGCUGCAUGUCUUCGUCUCGUGCGACCUGCCGCGAUCUCUUGUCACGGACCUCCUGCAUGCGGCACACAGCCCCCACACGUCCUACCCCACUGAAGUGGAGAUGGACGACGAAGGCGCCGUCAGCAACGUCCCCCAGCGCAUCACGUCUCGCACGCCUACACGUCGCAAGCACCGCACCAAGUCUGAGCUGCACAUGGAGUCCGUGAACUUCGAGGCGCCGCUGGUGACGGAGCUGCGGGCAGAGAGCGACGCCCCCCACACGCCCCCCCGACACUGGCAGGUGGGGCGCCAACCCUGGGAUACAGGGUCCCUUUAA